Messenger RNA from Mizuhopecten yessoensis (Yesso scallop), 2576 nucleotides. RefSeq names its product 25S rRNA (cytosine-C(5))-methyltransferase nop2-like. The record is from RefSeq and is a predicted model, not a curated record. The transcript has 18 exons. Gene Ontology annotation, biological process: rRNA base methylation; maturation of LSU-rRNA. Lineage: Eukaryota; Metazoa; Mollusca; Bivalvia; Pectinida; Pectinidae. Bases 94 to 2142 code for a protein of 682 amino acids. Gene Ontology annotation, molecular function: rRNA (cytosine-C5-)-methyltransferase activity; RNA binding. Gene Ontology annotation, cellular component: nucleolus.
CUUUUCGGUAGCUGUUUUUGCCAACACGUGUUGGAAGUGUGGAAAGACGGAUAGAUUUAAUCACAUUUCUGAAUACUGCUGGCGUAAAUAACGAUGGGGAGGAAAAGGGACCCGACUAACUUGGUAAAAUCAGGGCCUGGCCGAAAGACAAAGAAGCAGAAGCCACCGCAGAUUCCAAAUGCUUUAAAAAAUGCUAACACAGAAGAUGAUGAUUCAGAAAAGAAGCUGUCAAGCAGACAGAAAACGCGAGUAAAGAAACGAAUACAGAAAAAAGAAGAAAAGAUGGAAAUAAAGAAAAAGAAGAAAGAAGAAAAAUUGCAACAGAAAACGAAAAAAGAAAGCCAGAAGCCUGGAAAGUUUGCGAGGGCUCCUGUCGUCAGCAAGAAAAGGAAGGUGGAAGAAAGUGAGGAAGAAAGUGAUGAUGAUGAGGAGGAUGAAGACAGCGAUGAGGAGGAAACAAAACCUGUCAAAGGGUACUCGGAUGAAAACAAGGCAUGGUUAAAACCGUCAUCUAAGCAACCAUUGAUGGAUUCUGAUGAGUCAGAUGAUGGAGAAAGUGAUGGGGUGGCUGGAGAUGACUUUGAUGAUGUGGGAUUAUCAGAUGAUGAGGAGGAGGAUGAAGAUGACAGUGAGGAAAGUGGGGAUGAAGAUUUAUUACCUGUAGAAAAGGAAGCAAAGAAGCUGGAAAAGAAGAGAGAGAAAAACAAAAAAUUAGCAGAAGCUGAACUCCAGACCAACAUCAUGGACAUGGAGAAGUACACGUUACCCAGUGGCCAGGAGGUGGAAAAGGAAGCUGCCCAGCCACCAGAUAUAACAAUGGUACAACAGAGGAUCAAGGAAGUGAUGCAUGUUCUGGCAGACUUCAAAGAACGACGCGAGCCUGGAAGGAGUCGCCAGGACUAUGUCCGUCAGCUGAGGUCUGACUUCUGUACAUACUACAGCUAUAACGACUUUCUCAUGGAAAAAAUUAUGAGUCUGUUUCCCCUAGAGAUUCAAGAGUUUCUCGAGGCAAAUGAAGUUCCUCGGCCAGUGACAAUCAGAACCAAUACACUAAAGACUCGCAGGCGAGAUCUCGCACAGGCUCUGAUCAACAGGGGAGUUAACCUUGAUCCCAUUGGUAAAUGGUCGAAGGUUGGAUUGAUUGUAUUCGACACACAAGUACCACUAGGAGCAACACCAGAGUACUUGGCUGGACACUACAUCCUUCAGGGGGGAUCCAGUUUCCUACCUGUCAUGGCUCUUGCCCCACAGGAGAAUGAGAGGAUACUGGACAUGGCCUCAGCUCCAGGGGGAAAGACCACCUACAUUGCUGCCCUAAUGAAGAAUACUGGGACAAUAUUUGCCAAUGAUGCCAAUGCAGACCGGGCGAAGGCCAUCGUGGGAAACACUCACAGAAUGGGAAUCACCAACACUAUUGUGUGUCAUCACGAUGGACGGGUGUUCCCUAAGAUUAUGAAGGGGUUUGACAGGGUUCUACUGGACGCACCCUGCAGUGGAACAGGGGUCAUUUCCAAGGAUGAGGAGGUCAAGAUGAACAAGGAUGAGAGGGAUAUCCUGCGCUGUGCACAUCUACAGAAGGAACUGUUGCUGUCCGCCAUUGACUGCUGUGAUGCAAAAUCAAAGACAGGAGGAUACAUUGUUUACUCUACAUGUUCUGUAUUGUCAGAAGAGAACGAGGGGGUGAUUGAAUAUGCAUUGAAAAAACGAAAUGUAAAGUUAGUCCCGACGGGCCUCGACUUCGGCAGAGAAGGAUUUGUAAAUUUCCAGCAGAACAGAUACCAUCCCCAUAUGAAGCUGACAAGGAGAUUCUACCCACACACGCACAACAUGGACGGAUUCUUUGUGGCAAAACUUAAGAAAUUUUCAAACAAAAUUCCCGGUACAGGUAAUACUUCAGCUGACGGUGAAGCCGAGGAUGAAAGUUCAGAGGUCACUGAUAAAAAAAGUUCAGAGAAGAAUACAAAACAAACAAAAAAUGUGAAAAACUCUACAGACAGUGACAGUGAUGAUGAGGAAGAGAAGGGGAAAUCAAGUAAAAAGGACAAAUCGAAAAAUAAGUGGUUAGAGAAAAAGUCAAACAAGAAGAAGUUUAAACCUGGACAAUUCAAGAAAUUCAAAUCUGCUGAAAAGUCAAAGAAGUGAAAUAACAAUAUUAGUGCAAUGGAAUAUGUAAUGCUUGGAAAUGGAUUCGAUGAAAAAAUGGUGUGAAAUUUCAUGUUGUAUCUCUCUGUUUCACAGAAAUGUUUAUUACGCCCGUGACAUAGAACUAGAUCAGAAAUUAUGAAAUGUUUAUUACGCCUGUGACAUAGAACGAGAUCAGAAAUUAUGAAAUGUUUAUUACACCUGUGACAUAGAACUAGAUCAGAAAGUAUGAAAUGUUUAUUACGCCUGUGACAUAGAACUAGAUCAGAAAUUAUGAAAUGUUUCAUUUACAUUAUAAUCAACAUAAGCAUGCAAACUGAAGUCUAAAUUAUGAAUUUUAGACCAUUAUUAUUAAUAUUCAUUUGAAAUUCAUUGUUGAAAUAUUAAAAAAAAUUCGGGAAAAUCUGUGUUCAUGUCAAAUUCUGUAUUUUUAG